GAGUAUAGACCAUCUCGCGUAGAUGUGUAAUUCUGUCGAACAAAGAAGAUGGUGAUGUUGUUAGUGAACGUUUUGUUAAAUGUAUUUAAUUUUACAAAGUUCAAUUUAUUAUGGUGGAAAUUUAGCGUGGAGCGAUCUUUCGCCAUUAAAUUACAGGUGAACAGAACUGAUCUAUUUUACAGUUGUGUACUUCUGCUUCAUUAUGAAAGAUAACGAAGUGAAACUUUCGUCUCCGAAUUUGGAAAACACCACUUUAAAAAGGAAAAAACGUCAAAGAACAUCUACGGUAUCGGAAACAGAAGAAAAAGAUACCAGGUUGCAAUACGAAAGAGAUUACGCCGAAGGUUUUAUUCGAUUACUGUCCGACAGACUGGACGAGACGACUUAUAUCGAGGUUUUGACAGUUCUGCAAAAUUUCGAAGCCAAUGCUCUAACCAUCGAAGAAUUUCAAAACAAGAUGGAUUCUUUGCUGAAAAAUCACGAUGAUUUAAAGUGGAAAUUUCUCGCUUUUUUGAAGCCUAGUCAUACAUUAGAUUGUGGUAGAUUGAUGGAUUACUUGAAUAUAUGUGAAAUGAAAGAAUUCGUUCUGAAAUUAAUGUUGCAUUUCAAAAAACAACCACAUCUUUUUAGAAAGGUGAUCGAAAAAUUAUGCGACCUGGUUGAAAAUGAGAAUCUUCAGUUGCAUGCGAUUGAAGAAAACGUAGCUCCUUUUUUAUCAAAAAAUUCAGAUUUGAUGAGAAUUUUUCAAACCCUGCUUCUAUCUGAUAAACCUUUGGAUAAAUAUUUCAUAGGAGAAGAUAUCUGGGAAGAGUUCAACGUCGAUAACGAUGUCAUGGAUGAAGAAACUUUCGACGCUUCUCAUUUAAACGAUAUUAUCCCUACAGAAUCGUCCGAAUCGAAAAAUAAAUGUCUUUAUGGAUGUAAAAAUAAAAGCAAUACUUCGGCUUGUAUUGUCUGCGAUAUCAAGUAUAUCAACGGUCGAAUGUACGUAGCAAAUGGUAAAGUCUUGAAACCAGCAAAUAUAAUUUUCGAUCCUUCUGAAGAAAAAGAACAAACUAUAAGAUUAUGUGGAAAAAACGAUUUCGAAGUUUCGUCAACCUCUAGACCUACCAAAGUUCACAAACGAGCAGAUCCCAGCAAUAAAGAAUCGCACGAAGGAGGUCUUUCACCUUUUAUUCUUGGAACAGAAUCUGAAGACGAAAUUGGUUACACCGAAAUGCAGCCAAGAAGUAAAAAAAGUAAACCUACUCGUGGAUUGAAAAUUCGUUUCAAAAGUAAGAAGAAACUUCGCGUAACCGAUUCCCCAGUUGAUCAGCCUCAAACCGACGAUACAGCUCCGAGCAAUGACGAUGGCAGUUGCGAUGAUACCAGUAAAGAAGAUAAUGAUUAUAACAGUUGCGACGAAUGUUUUUCAAAAAAAUCGAAUCCGGAUCAAAAUUUAGGCUUGCCAGCUAAAGAAAUUGUCAUGUUGGAAGAUAUGGAAUUCAAUAUUUCAACUUGCGCCGUAUCCACUAAUCGAAAUUCUGGAGAAUCUCGUCGUACUCCGGAUUCGCAAAAACCUAAAAAUCUCAAAACUAAUUUAAUUUAGACUUACACGUUGAAUUUCCUAUUUAGGCUAUUUACCUUGCACUUAUGUUUAAGAUACAUACCUAUUGUUUUAUUGGCGUUAGAAUAUAAAUUUUUGUACAGUUGAAAAGGUUCUUGAUUGGUCUUCGAAUUUUUUAAAUGAAUUUAGAGUGGUACAUAUGUUCUUAUGGCCAAUGUGUUAUUGUAUGAAAAACAUGUUUUUUUGCGUUCUUUAUUAAA
This is a messenger RNA of Planococcus citri (citrus mealybug), 1806 nucleotides long. RefSeq lists its product as uncharacterized. The transcript is spliced from 7 exons. The record is from RefSeq and is a predicted model, not a curated record. The coding region runs from base 203 to 1588 and encodes 461 amino acids. Lineage: Eukaryota; Metazoa; Arthropoda; Insecta; Hemiptera; Pseudococcidae. Gene Ontology annotation, biological process: regulation of DNA-templated transcription.